GGUUUUCUUGAUUUUGCCAACUUAUAAUGGCCACCUCAAGCUCUCCUUACAUGUCAACAGAGGAGACCACGAAUGCCAAUAGAACAAGUCGUCUUAUACUGGGUCCAUGCACUGAUGAACUCCGUGAUGUAUUACGCCAUUUUGUUCCGCCACAAACAUUUCCACACGUUAUCAAACAAAAAGCUAAUACUAGUAGUCUAUCUCGUCUAACAGGUCCACAGAUGAAUCUGAUUUCACCCAGAAAUGGAACCUAUACUGGCAAUUAUGAAGAUAUGGACAUCUCUUUACUCUAUGCAUUGCUAAGAAAUAUAUGUGGUAUACCACCGCAUUCAAAGGGUUGGGGUAAUGAUCCAGAUCCAACUGACUGCUCUCCCUCAGCUUGUAUUGAAACUAUUCGAUUGGCCAGGAAUCGGUGUGUACAUUCUUGUAUUCCCUCCCUCUCCAACAUAGAGUUCAGUCAUAUCUGGUCCACUGUCAGAGCAGCAGUGGUGAAUUUAGACAACUUCCUCAAAAAUGGAUGUAAGUAUGAGAGGGAGGUUGAUUUCCUAAGACAUGAAACCAUGGAUCCUGUACGUGACCAGCACUACCAAGAGGAACUGAGAAAACAAGUAGAAGAAGAUCUGGAAACCAGAGAAAUGCUUACAAAUUUCAAACGAAAGUAUGAAGAAGAUGCAGAAAUAGUUGAAAAAAAAGUAAAGAGAUUAGAAGAGGAAAUUGAAUGUCCUGUUCCUCAAAACAUAAAAGCUCUGCACAACUUAGACCUGAAGAAAUGGGAAGAGGAAGACACUUUUUAUCAGGAAACUCACAGCUUUUCUUCAAUGAUGCAAAAAGUGAAAGACCAACCAUAUGUAAUUUUCGUUGGAGUCCCAGGAUCAGGGAAAUCGGCCACAGCUCGUCACAUUGCACUUAAGCUCAAAAGUGAAAAUUACCAGGUUUUGCCCAUUAAGGACAUUAGAAAGUUAGAAGAUUUUUGCGAUACCAAUAAUCCACAGGUUUUUGUUAUGGAAGACGCCUUGGGUGUAUAUGGCCUUCAACAGUCUGAAUUGAAUAUCAUACUCCGAUAUAAAGAGCGAAUAAUCACACCAAUGAAUGAAAAUUCAAAAUUACUGCUGACAUGCAGAGAGAUUGUAUUUAAUGAGGUUUUAUGUCACAAUGUCUUUUUAGCUGAGGACAACAAUGUCAUUAAGUUGUGCAAUUCUGAGCAUGAUUUAAAUGACAAUGACAAGAAACUAAUCUUAAAGAAAUAUGGGUUAGAUGAAGAUUUAAUGACCCGUUCAGAGCUUAGGUCUGCAUCUCGAAUGUUCCCUCUUCUUUGUAAACUGUUUGCAAAAGACCUAAAACUCAGAUCUCUGGGUUCAAAGUUUUUCAUUAUGCCUGUACAGUGUUUCCUUGAGGAAUUGGAUAAAAUGAGAUCAGAGAACAAAAUUAAUUACGCAACACUUAUUCUAUGCAUGAUGAAUGGAGAUAUGCUCUCAAAAGAAAUUCUGCGAGAUAAAAACAAUGCUGAAUUUAUUGAAAUGAAAACUGUUGUGCUAGAAAGUUGUAGGGUAGAAAGUCACACAGAUACAUUCAAGUUUAUGGAUGCUUUGUCUGCAAUGAAAGGUACUUACACAAGAGAGAAUGACACAGUGUUCUCAUUUAUUCAUGAUUAUAUUUAUGAAAUCUGUGCAUUUCAUUAUGGUCAACAGUUUUUGGACCAAGUUUUACUCUAUUUGGAUAGUUGUUACAUAGCAAACUAUGUAAGACCAAAGGAUGUGGAAGCAAGUACCAGUAGCACAGGUGAGAAGUCCUUUGAUUUGUGUCUAAGGUUAAAUGAAGGACAAUAUCUUAUGUUUGCAGAGAGGCUUUACAGAGACAUACAGGACCUGGAUCUGCAUGAUGUCUUCAUGAACAAUUCUUUGAAACAUCCUCAAGUAAUACAGGCAUUCAUCAAUGUGUUGGAAAGAAAAUCCUACACAGAAUUAAAAUCUAUAUUCCUACAAAAGCAAGGCAGGGGCCUACCUCACUUAUUAAGUAAAGUGCGGGACUUAAUCAAGGAAACUCAGAUGCAGACAAAUGAGGAGAUUGAAAGAGAGAGAGACAGUGUGUGUUGUUGGAUGAGAAGUGGCAUGCUAAAACAUACACGCACAACAUCAGAGUGA
Messenger RNA from Saccostrea cuccullata (small rock oyster), 2141 nucleotides. RefSeq lists its product as uncharacterized. The transcript has 4 exons. The coding region runs from base 27 to 2141 and encodes 704 amino acids. The record is from RefSeq and is a predicted model, not a curated record. Lineage: Eukaryota; Metazoa; Mollusca; Bivalvia; Ostreida; Ostreidae.